Molecule: messenger RNA, 1032 nt
Organism: Ostreococcus lucimarinus CCE9901
Lineage: Eukaryota; Viridiplantae; Chlorophyta; Mamiellophyceae; Mamiellales; Bathycoccaceae
Exons: 1
Coding region: 1-1032 (343 amino acids)
Source: RefSeq, a predicted model, not a curated record
AUGAACGAGUCCACGCCGCUCGUCCGCGCGCGCGCGCUCGACGGCGACGCCGAAGACGCGCAGACGGCUGACCAACACGCCGUCGAUCGCACCGCGCGACGCACGCGCGCGAGCGUGCGCGCGCCCAUCACGCUCGCGCUGUCGUGGGUGCUCUUACUCGUCGUCGCGGCGACGUAUUAUCACAGCGAUGGAUUCGACAGCGUGAAGCGAGCGACGCGCACGGUGAAGGGGGUGCGGGUGUUCGACGACGACGGCGAUCGCCUGCAGUCGGCGCGAGUGUGCGAGAGCGCGUUCGCGAACGUCGAGCGCGUCGAUGACGCGCACAUAUCGGUGAACGUGGCGCUGGCGAGCGGAUUGGAGCGAAUCUACGAACGGACGCGCGAGGAGGCGACGACGUGCGAGUCGGCGGAGGCGACGCGAGACAAGGUGUUGUGCGUCAACGCGACGGAGGUUUGGCGAUGCGCGGAGCGCGCGGGAGUGCUGUUGCCGAAUAAAUCGAUAAAGGAUCGGUAUUUAAUCGCGACGGUGAUCAAACACGCGCAGGAGAGCGAUGUGUCGAAGUUUGCGUUCGUGGACGGACGCGCCGAGGUGGAGGGCGCGCUCGCGCCGACGGAUCAACGCGCGUUGGGAGUGUUGAUCGAUAGCGACAAGUGGAACGCCGUGCGAUUGACGUACGACGCGACGAUCGCGGUGAGCGGUGCGGACGCGGCGGAGGACGCGUGCCCGCACCAGUGUCGGUGCAAAUUUUCCGAGGGCAAGCUCUGCGAGCUGCGCUCAUCCGAGUGCCAACUGAACGAAGACUCUUUCUUCGUCCUUCGUCACGACGCCUACGGCGACGUUCUCAAAUCCUUACCCCACGCCGUCGACGGUUCGAGCGCGCUCAAGAACGUCUUCCCUCAGUGGCUCGUCGUGCCGCCGUUCAAGUCAAAGACGACCGCCACGGGCGUCGAAGCCACCAGACCGCCGGCGCUCGGUCUCCCGCUCUCGUGCGUCGAGAAGGACGACGCCCCGACCAACGCCACGUCCCCGUGA